GCAAGCCCGAGAAGUCCCAAAAGUCAAGAGCCAGCCCAAAGUUAGCGUCGUCGUGUAGUCGUCUUUCUCAAGAGUCAAGAGCAUCAUUUCACCUAGUACCCAGUAAAUGGAGGCGCUCGUGGUGCGGCAGCUGGGCGAUCCCACCCUGCCCCCUGGCGGUGAAGCCUCCCCGUUCGCCGCGGUCUCUGGGGAUCACCCAGUGCCGGAGAUCUCAUCGCCGACGGCUGUCCGAGUGCGAGUCGCGGCGACCAGCCUCAACUUCGCCACGUUCCUCCAGGUGCAGGGCAAGUACCAGGAGCGGCCCCCGCUUCCGUUCGUGCCUGGAUCCGACUACUCUGGCGUGGUCGACGCAGUCGGUCCCGGCGUGCGUGGGCUCCGGCCCGGCGACCGCGUCUGCUCCUUUACCGGCCUCGGUUCCUUCGCUGACUUCAUCGUCGCCGAGGAGAAGCAGCUAUUUUUGGUGCCUGAUGGAUGCGACCUGGUCACAGCUGGGGCUUUACCAGUUGCAUUUGGUACAUCACAUUUGGCCCUUGUUCACCGAGCCCAAUUGAAGGCUGGCCAGGUGCUACUUGUUCUUGGUGCUGCUGGUGGUGUCGGGGCAUCUGCUGUGCAAAUAGGAAAAGUUUGUGGUGCUGUUGUUAUUGCAGUUGCUAGGGGGGCUGAGAAAUCGGAUUAUCUCAAAUCCAUAGGUGCCGAUCAUGUAAUUGACUCAAGCAAGGAUAAUGUUAUAGAAAGUGCCAAGUCUUUCUUAAAGGCUAGAGGCUUGAAAGGUGUUGAUGUUUUAUAUGACCCAGUCGGGGGGAAAUUAACUCAAGAUAGCCUGAAACUUCUCAAUUGGGGAGCACAAAUUCUUGUCAUCGGAUUUGCCAGUGGUGAUGUUCCAGUUAUUCGAGCGAAUAUUGCUCUUGUUAAGAACUGGACAGUUCAUGGUUUGUACUGGGGAAGCUACUUAACUCACCGGCCACAAGUACUCAUUGAUUCGCUCAAUGAACUCUUGUCAUGGCUUUCAAAGGGUCUGAUAACAGUUCAAAUUUCACACUGCUACAGACUUGUUGAGUAUACAAUUUUCCACAGGUCCAUCUUGCUUUCUCUGCCCUGAGAGAUAGGAAGGCGGUUGGCAAAGUGAUGAUUGUAAUGGGCUCCUCAGCUGUACCAAGGCUCUGAUAUCAUUCAGAAACGUUUCUCUACGAGAUCAUACCAAGGCUCUGUUAUCAUUCAGAAACAUUUCUCUACGAGAUCAUGAGGCUUAUACUGUGUAUCUCUUUUAUCAUCUGAGACUGAAGUAGUUUCCUUGUCAAUAAUGUGGUGUAUGAUCUACAAAAAUAAUCAGAGAAAUAAGCAGUUUAUAUCGACACAGUGCCAAGCAGCAUAUACAACUGAUGAGAAACAGCUCUACCAUGCCAAUGCUGUGAGUAGUGGCAUGUACAAUAAAUACAACCUGAUUAACCAGCAUCUAGAUCGCAAGGAUUGGAUUAUGGUGGCAGUGGGAAGACCUCGCCGUUUUUUUUAUGUUUUACACCAUUAGGUGAUCUUAUUCCAAAUAUGUUGUGUAUUAAAUAUAAUAUGUAGCUCCUUAGAAGCGGAUGCACUCGACCAUAGCAAAGUGUACAACAACGAGAAAAGAGAGGCUUAGGUGUUGUUUGGUUCAAGAAAUGUACAACAACGAGAAAAGAGAGGCUUAGGUGUUGUUUGGUUCAAGAAAUGUAACGCAAAUGGUAAUGGUAAUGGUUUACGUUCGAUUA
Molecule: messenger RNA, 1742 nt
Organism: Zea mays
Lineage: Eukaryota; Viridiplantae; Streptophyta; Magnoliopsida; Poales; Poaceae
Product: polyketide synthesis homolog 1
Exons: 6
Coding region: 107-1099 (330 amino acids)
Molecular function (GO): zinc ion binding; oxidoreductase activity
Source: RefSeq, a predicted model, not a curated record